CUGUCGAGUGGGUUCAUCUUUUGUUUGCGGCAAGAGGUAUUAAUGAGUUGAGGGCCGUUAAUGUGCGCCUUUUUUGACUUCGGUCCCCGAGUGUUAAUACCUCUUACAUAUAUGUACAUCAACCGAAGAUAAUACUGCUCAGCAACCUUGCAUCGGAUAACUCGCACCCACUCCCCCGGCCCAUAUCUUGGCCCGAAGAUAUACGCCCUGUAAUUGCUUCCACUCAAUUGUCCGAAGUGCAAUGGCAACAAGUGCACUCCCCGGGUCCUACCCCGACAGCAUCCCGCCCACCCCGGAUGAGACGAUGAUGCAGCAACAGCAGAAGCAGCCGAGCCAGCUUGAUCAGCAACGCCGGCAGAGUAGCAAUCUCCACAAGCCCAGUGACCCUCGCGGCCACAAGCACACCGACUCGGGCGUUGCCAUUCCCGAGUCGGGGCCCAUCCGGUCUUCCCACCAUGAUGAUAAGUCCCACUGGUACGGCCCUAAUGAAGCAAUAGGGGGCGGCACUUAUGUCCGGGGACAUCAUACUACCCUCUUUACUGGCCCCAUGAAGUCGCCCAUCGGAAUCGAACUGGGCACGACGACGAAGCCGACAGCGGCACGCGAGACCAAGAACAGCGCCGUCUCGAGCAAGGAUGAGAACAGAACCUCGACUGCCGCGAUGAUUGGUACCAGUGCCGUGGAGGGAGGUGCGGGGAAGACCGAACCGAAGGCAUUGCAGCAGCAGCAGCAGCAGCAGCAGCAAAGCCUGGAGCCAAGCCGUCCGCUGUCGGAUGAGCCGGCCUCGCAUUUGGGAGACGCAGACGGAGCCGUCUACAACACAGUGACAGGCCACGGAAGUGCCGCGGAUGACCACGAGGAGCAUCACCACCUGCCUCCAAAGUCAGCCCCGAACUCAUCGUCGCCGGGGACAGCCGUCGUUGAGGGAGAUGUUACGAACUAUCCCAGGGGCACCGGCGUUUACAACACCGUGACAGGGCACGGUAGUCAAGACGACGACUUGAGACGCCGCUCUCGGGCCAUCGCUCCCGGCUUCCUCCCGGAGACGGCCGUUCGCGACGACGUCCUCCAUCUCGCCGAGGCGAACUCGAGAGACGGUGGGCACGUCGACGCCCAGGCGAAGCGCGAGACCGCUCCCCAACAACGAGCUUUUCCUCUUGCCACGGGGCCUUCGGAGGGCCGCAACGACGGGCGCGCGUCAGAGUCGCCGUCCAGACAGGGAGCUGCUGCUGCUGCUGCUGCUGCUGCUGCUGUUGCCGAUCGGAACCAGGAGGGCGUCGGCGCCCUCACCAAUGGAAAGGGAGAGAGGAGCCAGGCCGUCGCAGCAGGCGGAGCCGCGAAGGGUAACGAGCGACGCUCUUCGCAGCCGACGUCGCCGAUCGAGAAAGCCAGCAGCCACGAAGAAGGGUGGCACAAGGGCAACAACCGAAACAGGAAGCACGGCAUCUUUGGCAUCUUUCACCGGCGCAAGAGUGACGCCAAAGAGGUAACCCGCAGGAAGUCUGCCGGCGACCAGGACGAGCCGGCGAACCAGGAUGCCACCGUGGUCGGCAACCCUCCGAGCCGCCCGCGCAAACCCAGCAGGGGCGAAUCGACAACGGAGCGCAGGCGGUCGAGAUCAUCCGCCAAGACCGAGGACGAGACCUCGGCGGGAGGAGCGGCAGCGGCAGCGGCAGGAACGGCGGCGGCGGGGGCCGGUGCCUUUGGUCUCUUUCACCGCGCCAAGAGAAAGAGUACCGGCGAAGAGACCCAAGAGAAGACACAGGACGCAGCCAACAGUAACCGUGCGCCAAUGUCUGCCGGCGCAGGCGGCGCAGGUCCCGCCGGAGGGACCAUGCAUCAGACCGAGGAAGUUCCGACCCCCUUUGAACAUCCGAGAGAGCCGCCGGUGCGUCCAGAGGGCGUCGGCCACGGGCUCGCUGCCGCCGGGGCCGAGAACCAGUCUGGCGCAACCCAGGGGACGCAGCAGAAGAAGGCGGGUGCCACAACGACGAACGAGCCGGGCGGCAACUAUUACAACACCCUCGCGUCCGGGACCCCGUCUGGUUUAAAAAAACAGGCGCGCGGAACUACCUCCCGUCAUGAAGAGUACGACGGCGACGGCGGCGACGGCGGCGACGAAGACGACAACAGGCUCGAGUACAACGUCCUGUCCUCCGGAACCCCGUCCGGCGUCAAGGUCAAGCCCAAGUCGCGGCGGCGGAGCGCGCACGCCGACACCGCCACGGCAACGACAGGAACGGACGGGGGGGGCCUGCCCGCCGCCGAUAACGACACCAACACCUCGUGCACCGCCGCCGUCGUCGGGCGCGUCGGGUACGGCAGCGCAGCGGCAGCGGGCGCGCCGACGAUUCCUUCGACUCGUACUCAGCAACAGCAGAAUCAGCACGAGCUGCUGCCGCCGAUCCCGCCCUCCUCGCACGGCCCGGAGCGCGACGGCGAGCGAGCAGCGGGGGCGCGCCACGCGCCGGCGCCCGGCAUCAGCAACGCCAGCCAGGAGUCCCUGCCCGGCGUGACGACGUAUGGGCCGCGGGCGGCAGAGCACGACAUGAGCCCCGAGGUGAUGCCGGCCGCGUAUUACGUCGCGUCGUCCUCGUCGUCGCGGUCUGCACUGGCACCGGCGGGGGCAACCAGGGACCGCGGCGGCCGGGUGAUGCACGUGUGCAGGCACUGCGGCUUGGAGAACGAUAUCACCGAAUACCUGCAGCGAGCGGGUCGCGCGGGAGACGGUCCUGUGUCCCACUAGGGGAGUCUAGCUGGUAUGAAGUCUAAGGGGCUGAGAUGCCUUGCUUGUAUGUAUAAGGUAGUAUUAAAUUAAUGGCGGUGUGAAGGACCUUAGAAGGCUGCUUUGGUCAGGUAGGGCAGGCAUAAUUAUUGUAUUAUUCAUUCUUUGCUUCGGUACCUGGCAACUACUUAUAUCUAGUAUUACAAAAUGAAUUUAAAUUUCCAGAA
This is a messenger RNA of Thermothelomyces thermophilus ATCC 42464, 2952 nucleotides long. RefSeq lists its product as uncharacterized. The record is from RefSeq and is a predicted model, not a curated record. The transcript has a single exon. Bases 242 to 2746 code for a protein of 834 amino acids. Lineage: Eukaryota; Fungi; Ascomycota; Sordariomycetes; Sordariales; Chaetomiaceae.